Messenger RNA from Mauremys mutica (yellowpond turtle), 4324 nucleotides. It is a transcript of the gene MCMDC2, whose product is annotated as minichromosome maintenance domain containing 2. The record is from RefSeq and is a predicted model, not a curated record. NCBI's taxonomy places the organism in Eukaryota, Metazoa, Chordata, Testudines, Geoemydidae. The transcript has 16 exons. Gene Ontology annotation, biological process: double-strand break repair via break-induced replication. The coding region runs from base 1839 to 3893 and encodes 684 amino acids. Gene Ontology annotation, molecular function: single-stranded DNA helicase activity; ATP binding; DNA binding.
GUGUCACUGGCUGGGCAGUUCAGCAUGCCAAAGUAUCCAGCUAGUGUUCAAACAAAGUGUGUCUAGGAACAACAUGAACAGUAUUUUAAACUGCAGCAGUCCCAUAUUUUCUUCUCUCUGCAGCAGUGUAAUGUCAGUGGGGUGGGGGAAAGAACCUCUGGGUAGCUGGAUUGGUCUGUGCAUGGUUACUGUCUGGCUGCAUGGGUGUGGUUAAAUUGGAUGUGCAUGGCUUGAAUUUAAUGGAAUGUGAUCAAUUUUCCUUGAGGUUUUAAGAAACAGCAGCAUUUAUCAAAGCAGCUGCAGGUCACGUGGGAGCAAUCCCCAGGAGUUAGAGAACACUCUAAUGGAAUCAUUCCUCAUGUUGCGGUUCCAGUUUUUCAUAUUAACACUUCAGGCCCUUCCUUCAUAUUCCCUUGCACAUGCCCACAAGACACACACAAUGUAUAGUUUUGCCUUAUCCCAGCUUACAGACAGCUCUCCAUAAGCAUCCAGUUAUCUCAUUGAGAUGUUUACAUAAAUGCAAAGGGAAAAUACAGUUACGUCCACAAAUACUACAGAUCUUCCUUGAGUAAGCUCUGCCCCCCUGAAAAACCCACCACUUCUGCUUCCUCAAUUGCAGUGGAUGGCCAGAGCUAUUUUUGAAGACUUAAGUGGUGUCUUGUGUUGGCCAUCUGCACAGGGUGAAUGUGAUAUACCAGGAUGCUACCCACAGGGGCGGCUCUUAUGUUUUUUGCCACCUCAAGCAUGGCAGGCAGGCGGCUUUCAGCGGCAGGUCCACUGGUAAUGCGGAUUUGGCAGUGCACCUGGAGGAGGUCCGCCGGUGCUGUGCCAUCGGUGUCCCUGCCACCGAAUUGCCGCCGAAGCCGUGGGACCGGCAGGCCGCGUUUGCUGCGCUGGUGCCUGGAGCUGCCCCUGGCUACCCAGACUUGUUGGGCAGCUUUGUCAUCCCUGCCCUGUAACCUGGAGUGCCUUGCAAUGCCUCCUCCAACCUGGACUGCUCAGAAACAGCCACCAGCAGGAAGGUCACUCCCAGAUGUAUUUGUGUAACGGGUCACACCCUGGCUCUCACCAGGCUUGGUUAUGCUGCAGGAUGAUCCCAACAAACUCCCAACUACUGAAUUUCCCCCCAGAAAUUUAUGUCUUGUACUGCCCAGUUCUCUCCUGGACAGUCCAAAUAUAUUAAAUCUCAUUCCUUUAAGGGAAUACAACGGUUAACUACCUUAAAUAGUUACCCAGACAUUUUAAUAUAAACUCACUGGAUUAGAUAAACCAAGUUUAUUAACUACAAAGAGAUAUAUUUUAAGUGAGUACUAGUAAUGAGGCAUAAAAAUCAGAAAUUAUUACAAGAAAAAUAAAGAUAAAACACUUUCUAAUGCCUAAUUUAACAAACUAUAUUAGAUUCAAGCAUAGUUUCUCAACACAUACUUUCAGCAGCAUUACUGACCAAACUCUUCAGAUCAGAACACUGCCCCUAACAUGCAACAGUUGUUGCCAUUGCCGUUGCCUUUUAAGGUGCAGAGAAUACAUUGGGCAGGGGAGGAGAGGGGUGUCUUGGAGUGUUUGCCCUGCCUUUUUAUAGUGUUUUAGUCCCUCUUUGAAAAGCAUUUCCAGCUGAGAACCAGGAGACAGGCAGUCUAUUGGAGGAAGGCUAUUCCCUGCUGGGCUUUUUCACUGUUUUGCAGGGGACCUGAAGAUCCAGUGAAGAAUCUGUGGACCUGGAUAUUUGGAGAAAGGAGAAUUUAAACAUUCUUGAGCUCUGACCCUAAUUCCACCACCUAUGAUUUAUAUUAAUAUAGUCUAACAUUUUGAUAAAAGAGAACAUAGAGCUUCAUUGGAAGAUGAGACCAGAUCUUCUGAAAAUGAAGGAGGUUGCCCUUAUUUACCUUGAUAGGAGUGGUGGCCUUCAGAAAUUUGUGGACGAUUGCAAACGAUAUAAUGACUCAAAGCAAAGUUAUGCUGUCUAUCGAUUCAUUAUUUCGAUAAAUCCUUCUGAUAUUGCUGAGUUGGAUGCAGCUCUUGGCAAUCAGAUUCUGCACAAACCCAUGAAAGCUGCACAGAUUUUUCAGUCGGUCUGUUUCAUAGCUAUUAAAACACUGUCAUUAAUUGAACAAUUACAGACAGAGGCCCAAAUUAAUAUAGUGUUGAAACCAACACACUUGCCUCCUCUGCCAAGUUAUGUUCUCAGCCUUUGUGAGUUUCCACUUGAUUACAUAUCUCAGAGAUUUUAUAUGUCAGAGGGAAUAGUGAUUGCAAUGGGAACUGUAACGAAAUACACACAAGGAGCAAGAUUCCUUUGUUCUGAGGAAACCUGUCCAUUUUCUGAAGGGUUUAAUUAUAUAAGAGUGCAUAUUCCUGGAGCUACAGAGUCUGCAACAGUGAGGAAUGAUUUUGUAUGCAGUUUAUGUGCUUCACCACUGCGAGAAGACAUGAAAUUUAGAGUACUUGGUGAUAAACAGCUAGUUGAAAUGAUAGAUGCAAAAGCUCUGAGUGCUUUCCAAGGAUAUUCCAACAAUAAACCACAUUUCAGGAUUCAGUCUUUUACAGUUUUCCUAAGAGAUGAAUUGUCGAACAAAAUGAAAAUAGGAAACAGGUAUAGGUUUAUAGGAAUUCCAGCCUGCAUACAAAACUGCUCACAGUUUACAGUCUGUAUAGAAGUCAACAGUAUGCAGCUCUGUAGUCCAGAAGGUACUUCUUGUAUCAGUGAGAAUUUUAAGUAUCUGCUGUCCUUGACUUCAAGUUCAUGUUGGAGGUUUACAGCCAUGCUUGCCACCAUCUUUGCUUCUCAAGUUGUCCCACCAGGCACUUACAAUACUCUUAAAUUGUCCAUACUGUUGAGUCUAGUCCAGACAUGUGACAGAGACAGAGAGACAGCAGAUUACCUGGAUCUUUUGAUUGUGACCAGUGACACCCUAAUAGCAGAUAGGCUUUUGAAUUACAGUGUUUGUCUUGUAGCCCGUGGCAUACGGCACCCAGCAUCUAAUGACAUUUUUCCUACUGUGUCCAAAGAUAAGCAUGGAACUGGAACUGCUAGCAUUCAGGCGUGCAGUGCUCUGCUGGCCAAAGGUGGUAUCUGCUUCAUAGGAGAUUUGUUGUCACAUAAAAAGGAUAAACUUGAACUUCUGCAGUCAGUGCUGGAGAGCAGAACCACUACAGUAUUUAUUCCUGGAAAGAAGUAUGGAGAAGAUGUUGACCAGCAAGUUAUUCUUCCAAUUCAGACCAGUUUCUGGACUUUUGUAGAUGAGGAUUUAUCGUCCAAAAAAUAUGUACAAAUGGAUAACACUCUAAUUGGCAAGUUGGACUUGAGCUCAAUAGCAGCUAAUCUUAUAGAUGCUUUUGGGCUUUUGAUACACUGCAAUGAAUUAUCUUGUCAACCACCUCUUCCUCUUUUCGAUCACAUCAUGAAAAAAGCCAUUGAUCCAGAAGAAGCACCUUGUACCAUCUCCCAGCAGUUCAGAACACAAGAUUAUGAAGAGCUUAUUGUAUUUGCUAAGAAUUUGCACGUAGAACUCAGUUCAGAAGCAGAAAGACUCAUUCAUGGCUACUACCUAGCAAGUCGCAGAGUCAGAACAGAUUCUAUUCAUGGAUCAAAACUAUCAACAUCUGCACUGAAAAUCCUGGUUUCAUUGUCUAAAGCACACACUAAGCUGAGUUUAAGGAAGAAAGUACUCGAGGAAGAUGUGUUGAUUGCUGUCUUGUUAUUUGAAUCAUCUCUCACUUUAAAACAUGGUGCCUCUGUAUUUUGUGUGGCUCCAAAUGCAGUGUUUCCCUUUGACCUUAUUGAUGAAAACACUCUGCAGCAAAGAGAUGUUUAUCUGAUGCAGUGCUAUCAGCAACUGUUACAGUUUAUUGCCACAUACAGCCCUGGAACACAUGUUACCACUAAUGAAGAAUAAAGAACCUAGUCUGAAAGCAGAGAUUAUUCCUAUUUCAUCAUAAAGUUUUGAUUUUGGAAAAUGUAAAAUUUAAAUAUUUAAAGUUUUAGAGUAUCGCUACUGCAAAAUGUAUAUGAAAGUUAAUGUUUUAUGAAAUUGUUACUCCUACAGAUAAAAGUUUGUAGCCAACUUGAAAUUAAACAAUAUUGCACAUUAAGUUUCUCAGACUUGGCAUAUCACUGGACUGGUGGCUUCUCAAAGCUGUGACCUCUAAAGAUAAGAUGACCCAGAGAAGAAAAGCAAAGCACCAUACUCAUGCUGCUGUAAAUACUAAGUAGGUGACAAUGCUCACGUCCCCACAACUAUUAAAAUGUACCAAGUGAAUGGUAGUGAGAAACUUACAUUAGGAAUAAGAGGAAAACAAAAGUUUUUUAAAACCAUUUUUAUUUAAU